Messenger RNA from Asparagus officinalis (garden asparagus), 1409 nucleotides. Its product is annotated as WAT1-related protein At1g21890-like. NCBI's taxonomy places the organism in Eukaryota, Viridiplantae, Streptophyta, Magnoliopsida, Asparagales, Asparagaceae. Bases 164 to 1270 code for a protein of 368 amino acids. The record is from RefSeq and is a predicted model, not a curated record. Gene Ontology annotation, molecular function: transmembrane transporter activity. The transcript has 7 exons. Gene Ontology annotation, cellular component: plasma membrane.
GGGUUGCCGAUAUAAGUAUGUGUCGAGGGGAUCCUUCAACUCUCACCUAGUGUUUAGUUCUCUCUUAUUGGCAAAGGCUAGCUCUCUCAACUGAGAGCUGCCAUUUGCCACCUAACAUAUAGUAUUCAUAUCUAGAGAGAGAAAUUAAGGGGAUCGAGUAAACAUGGCUGGCCCCAAGCAAGUGUUGAAUAUCGUGAAGCCAUACUUGGCUAUGAUCUUCUUGCAAUUUGGUUAUGCUGGUAUGUACGUCAUAUCGGUGGCGUCCCUCAAGCAAGGGAUGAACCAUUACGUGCUCGUUGUGUAUCGUAACAUUGUGGCCGCAGCUGUCAUGGCGCCAUUCGCGUUGUGGUUUGAGAGCAAGAAAGUGAGACCUAAGAUGACUCUCCGAAUUUUCCUCAAAAUAAUGGCGCUUGCUCUACUUGAGCCGGUGCUUGAUCAAAACUUGUACUACAUGGGAGCCAAAGCAACAUCGGCAAGCUUUGCAGCAGCACUUUACAAUAUACUCCCCGCAAUCACCUUCAUAUUAGCCGUUGUACUCAGGAUGGAGAAAAUCAAGAUCAAGAGUCUUCGCUCCCAAGCAAAGGUCGUGGGAACCUUUGUGACUGUGGCCGGUGCGUUGCUUAUGAUAUUGUACAAAGGUCCGGUGGUUGAGUUUGUGUGGACCAAGGGCAGGCCCCAUCACAACGAAAAUGGUGGGAGUCCAGACGAGAGUAGUCAUUGGCUCAUGGGGACCAUCUUGCUUCUCAUUAGUUGCUUGUGUUGGGCUUGUUUCUUCAUAUUACAAGCGAAUACACUGAGAUCAUACCCCGCGGAGUUGUCCUUAACAACCUUGAUAUGCUCCAUGGGCGCCGUGGAGAGCAGUGCAAUUGCGCUUGUCAUGGAACGUAGUAUGCAACCGUGGAUUAUUGGAUGGGAUGCAAGACUUUUCACUGCUGUUUAUUCGGGAGUUGUGUGCUCGGGGAUAGCUUACUAUGUACAAGGCAUUGUCAUGAAGGAGAGAGGUCCAGUCUUCGUCACAGCGUUCAAUCCUAUGUGCAUGAUCAUUGUGGCUGUCAUGGGCUCAAUUAUUCUAGCCGAGGAUAUCACACUGGGAACGGUAAUCGGUGCGGCGAUCAUAGUUAUCGGACUUUAUUCAUUGAUAUGGGGUAAGAGCAGGGAUCACCUGAACCAGUCGGAGGAGAACGAUGAGAAGAAUUCGGGGAUGAAGCUUCCUAUUGCCGCCACCGCCGCCGCCGCCGGUGUGGAGAUACCGGUGGUGAUCACAAAUUAGGAACUGAUACCAUGUUUUGGUUGCAUGGAAAGCAAGAGAGUGUGGGAGUAUUGAUGAGCACAUAGGAUAUAUAGAAGCUCUUGUUUUCUUAGUGUGUAUCCAUUAUCUUUUAAGACUAAGCUCAAUUUGUUUUCUCUUC